Molecule: messenger RNA, 1622 nt
Organism: Zingiber officinale
Lineage: Eukaryota; Viridiplantae; Streptophyta; Magnoliopsida; Zingiberales; Zingiberaceae
Product: polyamine oxidase 6-like
Exons: 9
Coding region: 13-1452 (479 amino acids)
Molecular function (GO): oxidoreductase activity
Source: RefSeq, a predicted model, not a curated record
UUCACCUGAGCAAUGGCGUGCUCCGUUACGCUCACCCUGCUCCUCCUCCUCCUCCUCUUAACUCCAUGCCUUGGGAGAUCAACGACGGUCUCAAAAUCUGAAAGGCCAUCGGUGAUCAUCGUGGGAGCAGGGAUCUCCGGAAUAUCAGCAGCAGUGGCUUUGGCCAGAGCUGGCGUCCAUGAUGUCUUGAUACUGGAAGCCACUGACAGCGUCGGCGGCAGGAUUCACAGGAAAAGAUUCGCCGGACACCAGAUUGAGGUCGGGGCCAACUGGAUUCAAGGGGUCCACGGUGAGAAAAUGAACCCAAUCUGGCAAAUGGCGGAGAAGCUCCACCUCAAGACAUUCUUCUCAGAUUACUCCAACAUCUCCUCCAACACUUACUCGCAGAGUGGUGUGCUUUAUGAGAGAUCAGUGGUCGAGCAAGCGCUGAAAGUUUCAGAGAAGGUGGUCGAGGAUGGUGGAAUCUACUCACAUUCUCUGCCUUCCGACGGCCAUGAAGACAUCUCCAUUUUGGGGUUUCAGAGAAUAAAGAAACAUGCUCCUGCUACUCCAUUGGAGAUGGCAGUGGACUACUACACGAACGACUAUGAGAGCGCCGAGCCGCCUCGCGUAACAAGCUUGCAAGGAACACUGCCAAUCCGCACGUUUACAGACUUUGGAGAGGACGACUACUUUGUUGCUGAUGAAAGAGGUUUCGAGAGCUUGGUGCAUCACUUGGUCAAUCAAUCCCUCGACACUGAUUCCAUCAAACUAAACCAGGUCGUGAGGUCCAUAAACCAAUCGAGAAAUGGAGUGACUGUAACCACAGAGAAUGGCAGCCAUUACAGAGCAGAUUAUGUGAUGGUUUCUGUGAGCAUUGGAGUCCUCCAAACGGACUCGAUCAAAUUCCACCCUCAACUUCCACAAUCUAAGUUCUCAGCCAUUUGUCAGCUUGAUAUGGCAGUAUUCACUAAGAUUUUCCUCAAGUUUCCCUACAAGUUCUGGCCUGACAGAAACAAGACUGAGUUCUUCUUGUACGCCAGUGAAAGAAGAGGAUAUUACACAAUUUGGCAGGAGCUCGAGAAAGAACUCCCAGGAGCCAAUGUACUGCUUGUUGUGGUGACUGAUGACGAAGCAAAAAGGAUAGAGUUGCAGCCAGAUGAAUCGACCAAAGCCGAAGCCAUGCAAGUUCUGAAGAACAUGUUUGGGAAGAAAAUCCCAGAGGCCACAGACAUAUUUGUCGCGAGAUGGUGGACCAAUAGGUUCUUCAGGGGCUCCUUCUCCAAUUGGCCUAUUGGCCUCCACAGCCAUGACUUCAAUCGAAUUAAGGAACCUUUUGGGAGGAUUUUCUUCACUGGAGAGCACACGAGCAGACUCUACAAUGGCUAUGUGCAUGGUGCAUACUUGGCAGGAGUUGACUCUGCAAACAAGUUGGUUCAACGCAUCAAGAAGAUGGAGAGAGCCAAGAGCUGAAAUUUGGGUCAAUGGACUAGAUAUUUAGACCAAUUUUGUAACUCGUAAAGUCGAGAUCCAUGACUCCAAUAACUAUCGAGAGUUUCUCUUGCCAUGAUUUGAAGUUGAUUGUUGAAAAGAACAAUAAACAAACAAACAUGCUCACAAAAAUAUCAAAACAAGAACAACAA